AAAAUAAGCAUGAAUUAGUUAAUGUCGUAAGAUAACGUAAGGCAAGCUAGCAAUGAUCAACCUAAUUCUUAUACUGUCAUUGUUGUCGUAAACACACCUUAAUCCACUUUCACUUUAUCAAUAUCUAUCGACCCAAGCAUUCCAUUUAAUUAGUUUAUAAUUGGAAUCAAAGAAUAAAUAUUUGCUCAAAAAAUGCAAGCACAAUAUGAAGACACGAUUGAAUAUUAGUUGGGAAAUGGAUCCCUUAUUUAGUCAAACGAAUCGAGAACUUUAUAGAGCUUGGGGUUCACUAAUAAUUGUACAAUCUAUGUUAGACUUAAGCUCAAAGGAGGAAAAUGA
Paramecium octaurelia is the source of this 339-nucleotide messenger RNA. Lineage: Eukaryota; Ciliophora; Oligohymenophorea; Peniculida; Parameciidae. The record is from the annotation of a GenBank genome assembly.